AUGAAUCCAACAAAGAUCGAAACAGCAUCAGAAACUUCUCCUUCCCCACGUUACGGCAGGCGAGGGGCCGUUCCGUCGGCCCGCGUAGACCUUUUUGUCCAAGGAGAUGGUAUGUUCGCCCUCAGAGUUGGCUGUGGAGGUGUGGGGGUUAGAGUGGAAGAAGGAGGGGUGAUGCGCGGUACAGGCGGUGCAGGCGGCCAGCGGCUCUCUCGAAGCUCUCUUCUCGCUUGGCCACCACAAUCGGAGAUGAACCUGCCUUCAGACGACAGGCCUUCAGACGACAAGCCCGAAGACGGUUCAGGUGCAAGACAAGUUGUCUCUUCCCACACUCUUAUGCCCGACUUUCACACCUCGCUGGCACGAAGCCUCUGGAUGGAGAUCAGACAAAGCAAGAAUGACUGCAGCGAGGACUCGGACUAUGGCUCCAAUGGCCGCCGGAGCAAGGAGAGGCUUUCAAGGAUUGUCAAGGAUGCUAUCGUCAGACCAAGUCACCAAGGCUUCACAUUGGCGCGCGUGAUGGGUUCUUCGAAAGGAAGGAAGAUUCAUAUCACGGAUUGGCGCCAGCAAGCCGAAGAAGCCCUGGAUCGAGCGAACCUGGCGGCACAGAAAUCGACGCAAAAUGAUGAGGCGGGUCUCUGA
Messenger RNA from Pseudocercospora fijiensis CIRAD86, 639 nucleotides. RefSeq lists its product as uncharacterized. The record is from RefSeq and is a predicted model, not a curated record. NCBI's taxonomy places the organism in Eukaryota, Fungi, Ascomycota, Dothideomycetes, Mycosphaerellales, Mycosphaerellaceae. The transcript is spliced from 5 exons. Bases 1 to 639 code for a protein of 212 amino acids.